Messenger RNA from Racocetra persica, 133 nucleotides. Lineage: Eukaryota; Fungi; Glomeromycota; Glomeromycetes; Diversisporales; Gigasporaceae. The record is from the annotation of a GenBank genome assembly.
AGAAUUGUUCUGCUAUAAUUGAGGAACCUGCUUUAGCAGAAUCUACUAUAAUGAUGGAAUCUCAACGUAAGGAAGCAUUCAGGGCCUCUCAAGAAUGGAAGAAUGUUGCAGAUAUUUGUACUUUGUCAAAUAG